Bicyclus anynana (squinting bush brown) is the source of this 12515-nucleotide messenger RNA. RefSeq names its product F-box only protein 28 (gene dmpd). Gene Ontology annotation, molecular function: protein binding; transcription coactivator activity. Lineage: Eukaryota; Metazoa; Arthropoda; Insecta; Lepidoptera; Nymphalidae. Bases 188 to 1636 code for a protein of 482 amino acids. Gene Ontology annotation, cellular component: nucleus. Gene Ontology annotation, biological process: positive regulation of DNA-templated transcription. The record is from RefSeq and is a predicted model, not a curated record. The transcript has 8 exons.
UUCGUUUUCCAACAAACAAAAAAAAGAUUUCUCGUGAAAGCAUAUCGCAGCAAAGAGUACAAUAGUAUUAAAAUAAACUAUUGCGUCUUAUAAAACUGUUAAAUUUAUAAAUUAUUUCUAUUAAAAUAAAGAAAUCAUGUGCAUGAACUCUUGAAAUUACUAAUUCAAACAGCAGUAUCGGAGUAAGAUGGUGUCGACUAGGCAGAUGAGUAGUGUCGGGGGCGGCAGCGGGAGUAGCGACGGAGCGGGGCCCUCUCAAGCGGAGCCCGUGGCCGUGGCGCGUGUCACACGCCACUCCAGCGCCUUGCUCCCGGGGGGGUCGUCUCCCCACGCGAGCACUUCAAGAGCUCUGCUCCCGGCCCCCAAGGCGUUCACGACUAACUUGCUCGAUUUACCAGUCGAAGUUUUAGAAAAGAUAUUUCGUUAUGUAGGAUUCAAAAGUGUCUCACACCUCAGGACGGUGAAUCGGCAUUUCAAUACUGUGUGUAGUGGAAUUUUAAAUUCCACUUUUCAAAGAUUGCAAAAUCAAAUGCUGCAUAGAUUCCAGGCUAUUAAGGCAAAGAUGCCCCGAAGGGAGUCUGCCCGGAGGAGUCAUCCUCUUGCCUGCGAGUCUGACAUCAUUGAAACAUUGCAUAUGAGAUUAAGUUUACUACAAAUGACCUUUGGUAAACAUAUAGAAAGGAAACAUUGCUGCUUUUUCCCAGGAGAGAUCCUUGAUGAGGUGUACAGUGUAUUAUCAUAUUUAAAAACUACAACAAAACUGGCAAGGCCUUACAAGGUUACCGAUGAGCUGUUUGAUUUGACUACAAUGGCAAUGGAAUACUUUAAGGAGCACAUUGAGCCUUUCUUACCAGAAAUUACAUAUUUUAGUACAGACUUCUUUGAUAUCACCACAGCUUUUUCACCCGGCGAGAGCAGCAAGUCGUACAUGUGCCUGGACUCGCCGCCGCCCAGCGGGUUCGAGGCGUCGCCGGCGACGGCUACGGAGUCGGGGCGGCGCCCCUCCGUCAACCUGUACAUGGAGGAGAGCCUGCCGCCCUCGCCGCCGCCGCCGCAGUCCAACAUGGUGCUGCGCAAGCGGAUACACCGCAUCAAACAGGGCAUGAAGAAGUAUAAUGACCAAUUGUCGGCGCUGCGAAGUGACCUCAGGAGCUGUAAGCGCAAGACGGCGCUGCAGCAGAAGCAAAUAGCGGAGCAGCAGAAGCAGAUCGCAGAACAGCAGAAGCAAACGAUGGAGUACGCCAACCGGUUAGAUGACUACGAUAAGAAGAAUGAGGAAACUAGUAGAAAAUUUCAGACAUUAUUGCAGGAGUUGAACAAGUGUAAGACAGAGCUGCAGUACUGGCGCUCCCGCUCGCCCGCCGUGCCGCCGCUGUGCGCCGAGUGCGGCGCCUCGCUGCGUCUCUCGCCCGCUCUGGCGCAGUGGGCGGCAGGCUCGAGCGCCGAAGCGAGCGAGGAGACAGCGAGCGGCAGCAAAGACGCAGCAGUGGACACGCCCGUGGAGGCGCCGAAAGCGGACGCCAAGGAGGGCGAGGAGGCCGCCGGCACGCCGCCCGCGCGCCGCCGCGCCUCCGCCGACGCGCCGCACACGCCCGACCGCAAGAAGCGCCGCCUCACGCGCCCUAGGAAGCUAUGAGAGUAGCGACACUGCGCUGCUGCCCUGUCAACUGUGAAUCAUUUAUUUAUUUUGCUCGACUCUACGAAACGGUUACGACAUCCGGGAAACCAAAAUCCUGUACAGUCCUAUUAAUUUUUGGAACGAAGUUCCUUAACGCGCCUUGCGAAAAAAGGCUAGACGGAAAAAAAUAAGACCAAAAGUUGUAACGACACUUUUUGCUAUAGUGGGGAUUAUGACUAGGUUUAAAUAUAUUGAUUUUUAUAAUAAAUUCAGGUAAAUAAGAUCAAUGUUAACUAAUUUAUACAUAAAAAGCAAAGAUUAACUGGAUAUUUCAAUUUCAAAAUCUAUUAAAAAUCUUUUAUCUUAAUUAGAUGAAAAUUCAUACAGUUUUAGCAUUAAAUGUGACAUUUUUUAAUAUGUGGACUAUAAACAUAGACACAGAAAUAACAAAUAUAUUAGUAAUUUUGUUUAAACGCCCAUACAACAAUCAUUAAGUGCCUAUGACAUCAUUAGUUCGUACCAUUUUGUAUGGAGCGUUUUUCAGGGAUCCGCGGCAGCGCCGCAAAUCUGACCCUUUAAAUCCCUGUGGCUCCGAAAGUAAUGAUCGCAGAUACCCUGUUCCUUUUACAAAAUUGCUUUACUAUUAGCAUACUCUUAAUUUAUAUACAAUUUUAAAAACCGUCAUUAUCCCUGUUGUAAGCCGUGCGUCGUGCGCGUGUUUCUCUGUUUGUCUCCCUCUCUCACAUACAAAGCAAGCAAGUUAUAUUCGUUUACAUUUUUCUAUUUCGCAUUGAAAAGUGUGGUGUCGCGACUGAGUCUGGGUGAUGUUGGAAUUGGCUUUUGUAAGUGAAUAGCAAAAUAAAUAAAUUAUUCAUUGUUUAUGUGAAUGCAAAGGCAUUACGGACGGCACAAUGGCUGCCCGGGCACUCAAUACAAAACAAAGGCUUGCGAUUUCCCGGUAUGAUUUUAUUUUUUUCUCUCACUGUAAGUUAUUGUCUAAAAUUAAACAAACUUCGUCUUACGAAUAUCAAUAUGCAGAUGCGUCUAUCCUAUUUAGUUAAUAGUAAUACAUUUUUCUUUUGUGCAAUAACUUAAAAGAUUUCCGAAGGUUAUUUUACGUUUUACAAUGAUUUGAGCUGAGAGAACGUUCGUUGUAUCAUAUGUAUAACACCAGAGUAGUAUAUUUGCAUGUAUGGCAUAAUUUCUUUUUAAAAGUUGACUCUUUUCUUAUGUUUUUUUCAAUUUAGGGAACAAGAAUAGACCAAAAAACCAACAUAACUCCUCUAUAGUAUCUUAUACUAUAGAGGAGUUUAGUUGAAGUGUGUUUUAUGUCUGUCAGGAGCUUGUUGAUUCAAUUUUGGCAUACAUUAACAUACAUACAGACAGACAACAAAGUGUGGCUUUGUCACGAAAAAUGUAGAUAGUUAUUUUGGAAAACUAAAUUCCAUGCAAAGGCUUUGUCAUAUUUCAUCACAUUCAAUGUAAAGAAGAUCCCUGAAUACUUAAAAUUUUGUCCAUUUAAUUCAAUAUGAGGUGAAUGAACGCUGACUGAAAAAUAAUGGUACAGCAUAAUUCAGUUAUUAAAGCUUGACAGUGUUUAAAAGUUGUUUAAUAUGUCACCAAUACUAUAAUUUAAUUAAAUUAUGAUUGAUAAACACUGCAUAAUUUCAAAUAUAGUAAAAUCAAAACAUGCAAAAUCGUAUUUAUGAGAAGGUUGAAUACUCAAAUAAUUUGCUGACUUUAAUCCUUUUACAUUUGACUUGCAUUUUUGUUUCUAGGGCAUAUUUAUGUCAUGUUACCAAUUUUUUUUUUUCACAUUUACUCAAAAAUAACUGCAUACUGUCAAUAACAAGUAGUUCUAAUACCCCAUUUGCUGACUUAAAUGCUUUUACGUUUGACUUGUAUUUUUGUUUCUAGGGCAUAUUUAUGUCUUGUCACCAAAUAAUUUAUUUCUCCCAUUUGCUCAAAAAUAACUGCAUAUUGACAGAAACAACGACUAUGAACUCUUUGUGGAGAAGUGACAAUAAUUGUGAUUACUCGAUAGUUUUAUAAUGAUGUUGUUUAUUGCGAGUGAGCAUUUAAAGCCUUUCGAAUAAAUCGGUGUUAUAUUUUUAUACUUUUCGAAAAAGAAUGCACAUACAAAGUGUUUAAAAUCUAUUCUUUUUUCUCGCAAAUUGGAGAAAAGUAUCAUACAGGUCUUAGCUUAUAACUAAUAGCAGUUAACUGCGUAAUUAACUUUGUCUGGUUAAAAAAAAUAACUGAAGAUUUAUACACCAAAAUGUAGUUUAUAUAGAAUUCGAGUGUCUUCAUUUCAAAAUAUCGCUCAACACACAUAAAAAACAUACAUACAGCCUCCUUUUUGGAAGUCGAUUAAAUACAUUUUACAGUGAAUUACGUUAAUUACAGGAUAAAAAAUUCGACAAAUUCUCGGCAUGUGUUUUCAAAUGAAUCUUUAACAGACGUGUAUGUAUUAUAUUUACACAAUAUCUGUUUUUUUUACAACUGUAUUACAAUGUAUUACAACUGUAUUAUAAUAUAGACUUUUUACAUUUAGUAAAAUUUUGUUUAGCACUAACUUCGAGGUUAUUUGGAGUACACAACAAAGUACAACUCUUAGCUGGUCUAAACCCUUUAUUAAUAAAGUAUAUAUGAAUAUGCCAACAAUAUUAAUUUGCAUACAAAAAUUACGAGUAGGUUUUGUUUUUUUUUUUCUCAUUGUUUUUUGAAAAUAUAUUGCCUUUGGAAAAAGCUUAUUUAUUAACAAAUACUAAUAAUUAUUAUUAAUUUAUCAGAUCCAAACUGAACUGAAGAUAUACUUUUAAUUUAAAAUUAUUUGUUGUUAUAUGAUAGAAAACUAAAAGAAAAAUUAUGUGUGACUAUCUGAUACAAUCAUAUCAUAAUCGUCACAGCUAUUUAAAUAGGAUUCAAAUUCCUAGAAAGGUGUCAAGCCUUAUUUCUAAAUGAAAAUUCUUUUAUGCUGUAUAUCUACUAAUGUAGGUGCAAAAUACAAAUAUAUAGGUAUUGAUUUACUAGUUUUACUCAUAUUUAGUUUAACGCCGAGAAUUCUUUAAUUAUUUAUUAACAAACACUUUAUACUUUUUUUUUAAAAGAGCAUUUGCCAUAUCUUUUAAAUAUGACCAAUAUUCCAAUUCUCCAACUAGUUGGGAAAGACUGUAUUAGGAGUUAUUUACACCUACAAUACAAUAGUCCAAAGGGCCGGGUAUCAAACCACCACCCCUCGGUGAUGAGUCUGACCGCUUUACUGUUGAACUAUUGAGGCUCUAAACUAAUGACUUUCCAUGAUCUUUGAUGUAAUAUGUUAUUAAAAAUGACUGAACUUUAACUAAAAGCAUAGUAAAAAUCAACAAAAACUAUCUUUGUUUAUUUGUGGCAAUAGAAAUUGCAUCGAGAUUUAUUCAAAAUGUGCAGGAUUUUACUUACAACAUUCACAUUAUAGUGUUAAUAUUAUAAAAGCUGUUUAUCUGGACCCAUAAUUAGCAUAUUAUUUUCGGGACAGUAUUUAAAUACCAAAUGGAUACAUAGAUUUUUAUGAAUUAUAAGUUAUGACAAAUAUUUGUUUGUGUAAGCUCUAAACUGCUUAGACAACAAAAUGUAUAUGAUUAUGAGAUUGUGCCAACAUUUGCAUAAUAUAAUAGUUGUGGAGGAAGCAAAUAAUUCUGGUGUCAUCUUGUAUAAUUGGAUGCACUCUUUAUGACGUCUCGGAAAUAAGCUGCGGGUAUCGGUACGCGCAAUACAUAAAGCAUGUUAAAAUUAUUUUUAGGGUGAUGCUCUACCGCCGCCCUACGUUACCGUUGACAUCUAAAAUCGUGUAUUGCAGCUUAACGCACGAUGCUACCAAACGUCAUAAAAAUUGCAUCGUACUAUAGCUUGGCAAUUUCGUUGAUGACACUCCCAUGAUAUUCGGGCGACGGGGAGGGAACGACAGAGGCUGGAAGUGUGGUGCAUCAGUUGUGGGUUUAUCUGUCAUCGCUACCCACCUCCCGGCCCCCGCGGACCAUUGGGAGUGUUACGAACGAAUUUGCCAAGCUAUACACUGUUUUCUAUAUCAUGACUAUGACUGGUUAUUAUUUAAAAUUCACACAAAAGAUAUGCUGAAAUUUCAUUGAUAACCCCGUAACAAAGAGGUUGAAUUUUUUUUGAUACACAUAAUCGUAACAAAGAAUUAGGCCUGAUUCAAAUUUAUCAUUGAUUAUUAUUAUGUUGAUCAUCGAUUUGCGUUUUUUCCACAAAGUGGAACAAAGUGGAAGUUUUAUAUGAAAAUUUGUCAUUUCAGCAUGCAAAUGAAUAACAUCAGGUGAAAUUGAACAAACGCAAACGUGUUGAAUUUAAUACAAAAACAUCAAAUUGUCAUUUCAGCGUGCGAAUGAAUGAAUACAAAAAUACCGGUCAAAUGGAGAACAUCCUCCUUUUUGAAGUCGGUUAAAAAGCAUUCAAUCGCAUGCCGUUAUUAGAAAUGUGAUUCAGGUCUAGAUAUUUUAUAAUUUUUUUUAUAAUAGUGACGAAAAUUACGUGGCUUUGAAUGUUGCGUAACAUCUAAUACAUAUAUUUAUUGACCAACUUUAUUUGUGUUGGUGUUGUAAAUUAUUUCAGCGAAACUAUGAUUUGUCGUCUUGUCGUUUUAGGAGUGCGUUUCUGACAUCUGUGUGCCUAGUGGGAGUUUCCAAUAUUUUCAUACUGUUACUAUCGCGUUGACGUUAGCGCGAAUUUAUAUGGAAUUGAAACAGUUGUGCAGUAGUGCCACUAGAUGGCGCUAUUUCAAUUUCUUAGAAAUUCGCGUUUACGUUAACGCGAAAGUAACAGUAUCGAACUGCCACUAGGCCCGCUGUCUAUUUAUUUUAGUCACACUUUUGUUGGAUUUAAUAUACAGUUUUAACUAACUAACUUUUCAUCUGGGCAUGUUUAUAUUUAAUAAUAAUAAUAAUAAUAAAUACAAAUGUUCAAAUGUUUGAAGCUUUAUAGCGUCGGCAUUAAGAAUAUGUAAUAAAGAGUAACAUAACUUUGUUGCGCUGUGGUUAAAAAAAAUGUUUAAUUUUCAUUUGAGUUUAAUUUCAAAUUCAAAUGUUGACCAACAUUAUAACAUUCAUAGUUUUUAUAAUACAAUAAUGAUUAUUUGUUAGACCCUACAAACACAUAAUUAUAUGUCAACAAAUAAAUAAAGGAGAAACCCCAGUACUCAUACUAACCCAAACGAUUGAAAAUUGGUCAUAAAUUAGAACAUAUAAGGAGAUCUCAUAAGGCCAAUUUUCAGAAAAAUCUCUAAAUUCAGCUCUAAUCUCUUGGUUGCUAAAUCAUCUAAAUUAUAUAUAGGUGCAUUUGCGCAACUUGAUCGGAUCCAUUUGACAUCAUUAUAUUAUCUGUAUCCAACUGACAGAUUUUCUAGGGAUUUAACAUUAAUUUGACACGUUUUGUCAAAAUUUCUAGAAAAACUGUCAAUUUGAAAAUGAUGUAAGACAAAUUUCCUUUCAAACGUAUCAGAUAACUUAGACGUUUACAGAUGAUAUUAUUUUAGUAUCGAUAGAUAGAUGCAUGUACAAUAAUUUAAAAAAGUUAUCCAGUCAAAUAGUAAUCCAGUCAAAAAAUACAAGGUGUUUAGUACAUUUUUCAUUUCUGUAUCGUUCUGAAGAGUGGGCCCCAUUUCGGACUUAUCGUUUAAUGUAUUCGACACCACUACAAAGUUACAAGUAGUAUAUUGGAUUGAAUUACAGGAAAUGACAGAAAUGCAUUCUUAAAACUAGAUUUUAAAUGUAAUAUUUCAAUGGUUUAACUAUCUAGGUUUAUUGAAUGUCGAUGACAAUAUAAGUUAACAUCUUAUAUUUUAAUUUUAAUAACGUGUUAAUAAUAUUUUUAGUUAGUUAGUUACUUUACAGCCCUAGUUAGUUUCUAAAACUAUGUAUAGAUGUAAGAGGCGUAACGUUAUUUCUUUUCUUAUUUGUAAAUAAUUUAAAUACAUUUUUUGUGUGAUGUACAAAUAAAAUAUAUUUAUGAUUAUUAUUAUAUUAAUAUACAAGUUGGAAAAUGAAUAUUUUUGUGACAUGGUGUAUAGUUGAUAGACAUAGAUGCCGCGUAUGGUCUGGGCAAACUGAGGUAGAUAAAGGAUUUGAUAUUAUGGUUUAUAUUUCAGUGCUCGGUUAAUCACCUGGUUGCAAAGAUUUUAUACUAUUACAUAUGUCACUAGCGUGUCGAAACUGAGACUGACAAAAGUGCCUCCAUUUAGUGGCAUUGAAAACUACGAAAAUUAUUUAAACAAAUAAUAUCUAAAUAUUGUCGACAAUGUCGAGUUUUUUAAUAACUGUAAAAACUAUACAUACCACGGGCGAUGGUUCCUAACAAUACGAUUCCUAUCGGGUUAUCUUUUAAAAAUCACGAAUUUUACGAACGUUAAUAAACUAACAUACUCAGCCAAAAACACGAACGGGUUACCUACGAGAAAAAUUCAGUCCUCGCUACUGAUAUAUACAUAAACAUAUGAUGUAAGUAAACAAAAAAAUGUGCAUGUGUGCGCUCAGUGGAGUAGCUAAAUCGGAUCGGUUUAUUUUUUAGGCACGUAACAUAUCAAAUAGUAGAAAAUCUUUGCCUGGGAAGCGCAAUUUUCUCUGAAAUCGCAUUUUGCGACGUUUUCGCCGCUUUGCUCUGGUUUUGCGCUAAAGUCUUCCAGACUGCGCUCUCUGGUAGGCUGGCCGAUGCUCGUGGUAUCGUAGAGGAUUUUUCUUUGUUAGUGGGUAGGAAUAUCUUCCCUGUUGUCUUGGUUCGCGCAGAUCAUAAAGCUAUUUUCCCAAAAGCAUGUUUUUUUAAAAUUUAAAAGUUAUACGCCCACAGGGCUUCACACGAUGUCUGCAUCAUGUCACUGUUUAUUAUGGAAACAUAUCAUAACUAAGUUCAAUUUGUCACUCUCGAAUCUGGCCACGCUUUUAUAAAUCACGCACAAAAAGUACAAUACGAUACAAUACACGGUAAGUGAUAUUAAGGGGUUUAUUGGUAGAUUCACCUUUAAUUUGUUGUAAAUUAACUUAUAUUUAUUUUGUCUCAUUGAAAUAUAUUAUCAUGUAUUUAUGUGUAACUUCAUAAUAAAUUAACAAUGUAGUUCUUUCUGACAGAAAUAUAUAGAAUAUAUUUCAUACAUAAUUUAUUUAUCAUCCUAAUUUAACUGUAUUUAAAUUCAAUUGAUAGGUUCUAAAGUGAUUAAACUCUUUUCACAAUGAUUAUCAUCAUACAUAUGGAUUGAUUAGUUCACUUGAAUAAAACUCCGACAAUUUCAGUUCUAUAACUUAACCUUGAACGGAUUACAGUUUAAGAGUAACAAAUUAGUUUAAAAGGUUACGGGGUCGAAUAAGUUCACUUAUUCAAAUGAAAUUGUUGUGACAACUUGUGUUCAACUAUGAUGCUGUAAAAUUCAUAUUGAAGAUAUUCUCUUGUACGAUAAAAUGAUGGCCCCAAUUUAUUUUCAUUUAGCAGAAAUUCUGACAAUAAGAAUGUUCAGUUACCAGGUCUGCCACAGUAGCUAACAUGCCUUUGAACUUACGUAUUUUUAAGAUAAAAAAGAAGUAUAUUAUUUUAUAUUUAGACUUAAACUUUCAAGAGAGUCGAAGUUGGUUUCUUUUUAUUUAGAAAAAAUGUUUGCAAAAUUCUUAUCUCUCACCACGUCUUUCUAUAUAAUAUAUUUAUUAUGAUUAACGACCAUACCUCUUGGGUAUUGUUUGGGGUACCUGAGCGUAACGUAAAUAUUAAAAAAAUGGAUGGAUUUAAAAUAAAAUUCAUAACGAUUACACUUGGAUAAAAUACUGUGUCAUACAUUGUUCUCAUAGUUAUGGUUUAUGGUAGAGUAACUCUGCUGUUACACUUUAGCCGUGUUAUAUUUUUGUAUAUAUAGUUACUAUUGUACAUACUGUGUAUGCUGUGUGUAGAACUGUAGAUUGUUUCACAUUAUUUAGGAUGACUUUGUCGAAUUUAUGAAAAGAAAAUCAUAUAAAUUUUAUCAAUAUAUAAAAAUAAUAAUAUCUUUUUUAUUUCCGCGUUAAUUUAAAGACCUUGAAAUUGUUUAUUUUUUUGGUCGAAUUUAAUGAAAAUCGCUUUCAUUUGAUUUAAUGUUACUGGGUAUAUUUAAUUUCAGUGUUUUUAAUUAUAAAUUCAAGUGUGUAUGCGUUUGUAGAGCAAGCAAAAUAUUUAACUAACAAAGCACCUAAGUUUUGAUUAUUUUGGCAUUAGUUUUGGCAACAAAUUUCCAUUUUAAGCCGUGCAUACAUUUAUUGCGUUCAGUGAUUAUUGACUAAUAAGAUUUUGGGCAAAUAACACCUGACAAAUCUACUACGCGUUUCUACUUGCUUGUAUUUCUUUACGGAUACCUAUUUCUCUUAUCCUCGUGGCUCUCAUUCGCAUUGCUCCAUUCUAAGAAUCUUCAGGAGUGUUUUUUUGAUAAUAAACACUACAAGCAUGUGUCAGAUUUAUCAGGUUUUAGAUGAAAAUAUCAAAAAAUUGUUUCACUUAUAAGUUAUAUUCACACAUUUUCGUGCAUGGGAAUCCUAAUACAUAAUAAUCAAUUUCAGAGCUACAACAUAAAAAAAUAAUCUCGUUAUGUAAACUAAAGCAUCUUCUAUUGAGGUUAUCAUUGCAGAUACUUUAGUAAUUGUUUUCGUAUGUAUUUCGUACAAAUAUGUCCAACGCAUGCAUUCAUUGCACAGUAACAGAUCUAGACCAUAGCUUUAUAAGGAACUAUAUUUGUACUUAGUCCGGAAACCUAAUUUCACAAGCAAGCCCAAUGAUUUUAGAAGAAAAAUGAGGUAGAUAGGUUACAUAAAACAAAUUCGAAGUUUAUUACACCAAAAUUAUUUCAGGCGAGUGAGCUCAGGUUUGCUAAUUAACAUAGUUUUAACAUGCCACUUGCGCGUAUAACCUGUCUACCUCUUUUUUCUUCUAACAUCAUUGAGCAAGCCCAUGUACGGAGUAGCCUAAAUCUAUAAAUUAAUUUAAUAUACCUAUUUGAUAUGAAUAUUAAUGACUAAUAUUCUUUUAUUUCAUUCGAAAGAGAAUUUUGCAGAUAAGGUUACACUUGCGUUUCGGUUUGCGUUGUGCGUUGACCUGAUUUUUGAGCUAGCUCAAACGCAAACACAGGACGCGUUUUGUCGCUAAUCGCUUUUGUUUUUCCUUAAACUUUAUCUAUUAAAGGUGAAUGUUACAAAUUAUUUAAUAUUAAUUUAGCCAAUUUUAGUUUUGUCUUGUAUAUAAUAUUGUAAAAUAGAAUAAGUAGUACAUUUCAAAAUAAAUUUUCUGAGCGUGCACAGCGAUUGCCAGUGCAAGAAACAAUUAUGUUUUUUUUUCUAAUUAUGCUCUGUUCUGGAGGUUAUUUUAUGUUUUCUCGUGGUUUCUGUAUGAUGUGUGCUUUUUAAAAUUAUACAGGUUGUUUUUUGUGUGCGUUUAGUGAGCCGAAAGUUAACUAGACUAGAGAGAAAACUAACUAGCAAAAAUUUUACCUGAGAAACCAAAAUGCAGUUUUUAAAAGAAAUACUUGUGCAUAACAAAAAUACUGAAAUGCAGUUUUCGCCAGGACUCUACUGUAGCAAGGUGCGGGUGGCAGUUCGUUUUACUCUUGUAAGUUUGUCGCGAUUCACGAUAAUAGUUCGUAUUAUUAACGUCAUAAGGCAAUUGUCACUCGCACCGUGCUACAGCGCACAUAGUAUAAUCUAUUUCUUUUAGUUUGUUUUCGCCUCACUAUUCUCUCUCGAAAGUUCUGUAUUAUGCAUCAAUGUAAAUUAUUUAAAUGUCAACAGUAUAUGUAGACUAUAAAAUUGAAACUUAUUUAGAUAUUACUGAUUGAAAACAAAUUGUGCCUAAAUCAAUUUACUAAGUGCUUAAUUACGCUUGCAAUGCCCGAAAUACGAUUGAAUGGGUUUAAAAUAGUAUUUAUAUCAUGAAGGUCAAAUCAAGACUUUUGUAAAGUAGAAAAAAAUUUAAAUUUUAUGAAUUUAAUGAAAAGUGUGGUCGUUGAAAUAUACAGGAAAUAUUGAACUAUUUUUGAUUAUUCAAAUCUAAGAACUAAAUUUCAGUGUAUUCUUUCUAAGAAAUGCAACACUAAUGGGUAAAGAAUACUGCGUCACAAGAUCCGUUUGAUGCGACGCGUCCGAUACGUACGAUGCGGAUAUGUGGACGCAUAUCAUAACAUUAUGAAUGAAAUGAAAGAAAGUUCUAGAACGAAACUAACCCUCAGUUUAAUUAUACCACAUACUCGUUGAGUUUACAUUAUAAAAGUCUAGAUUCGACCGAAAACACCCGUGCCACCGGAGACUUAAGCCUAUGACCUGACCUAUCGAAAUCGCGACCAACACACGAUCAGUUUCGGACGUCAAGCUGUUAGCGCUGCAGGCAUGUGGACUUAUCGGAUGGUGGGUGGCUAUAGCUUGGCAAGUUCGUUGAUGACACUCCCAUGAUAUGCGGGCGACUUGGGGGGAGAGGACUGCGUGGAUGUGAAGUUGAGCGCGCAGGCAUCGCUACCCCCCUCCCGGCCCGCGCGGACCAUCGGGAGUGUUACGAACGAAUUUGCCAAGCUAUGGCAUUAUAUCAAUUAAUUUUAAAAAUAACUGCUUCAAUAGUGCAAUACAUUGAGAUAUCCAUUGAAUGGUGUUUAUUGUGGCAAAUGCUUAAUGUUUUUUUUCUGAUAAAUGAAUUGAAUAUGUCGAUGUUAGGGCUGUAAAUUUAAGUUAAAAUAGUUUUGUUGGAAACAUUUAACGUGCAAACGCACUGUCGGUAAAAAAACGUGUUGUGGUGGGUGGUAGGUAUCUCGUACAGCCAGCAAGACUGUCAAUUGCUGUAUAUAUCCUUAUAUGUAAUAUAGUUUUAUUAUAAAAUAUUUUUAUUAGAGAGAAAUACAAUAAAUGUGUGAAGUCCA